UUAGAUAUAUUAAAUACUGACGUUGUGGUCUCUCUCUCGCUCUCUCUGUCUUUAUGUCUCUGUCUCUCUGUCUCUCUCUCUAUCUCUCUCUCUCUCUCUCUUUCUCUCUCUCUCUCUCCCUCUCUCUCCCUCCAGGAGAGCAGCCAUUCCCCUGUCUAGCAGCGUACGGAGCCUCCAAGGCAGCUCUCAACCUGUUCAUCAACACACUGCGCCACGAAAUGGAACCCUGGGGGGUCAAAGUGUCCACCAUACUGCCAUCCUCAUACAAGACAGGUCAGUCUGGUAACCAGGAGUACUGGGAGAGUCAGUACAAGAGCCUGAUCCACAACCUGUCCGCAGGCCUGCUGGAGGAGUACGGGGAAGACUACACACACGAGACCAAGGAGCUCUUCCAACACUUCGCCCAGUCGGCUAACGAGGACCUGUCACCAGUCAUCAACACCAUCAGCGAGGCGCUGCUCUCCCCCCGGCCCCUGGUCCGAUACUACGCUGGGCCCGGCGUGGGCCUCAUGUACUUCGUUUAUAGUUAUUUCCCUCUGAGUCUCUCAGACAAGUUCCUCCAGAGACUAUUUGUCCAGAAGAAGAUCAUCCCACGAGCGCUGAGGAAAGAGAACAACAACAACAACAACAACAACAACAACAACAACAACAUGGAGAAGAUAAAGAAGUAAAACAAUGAGAUGAUGUUUGUUUUUAAGGUAGAAAGUGGAAGCUGUAGGGCCCACUGACGUCAGGUAAAACACGCUCAUCGUGUUGUUGUCUAUUUUUUGUUUGAAUAUUGUGGUUUUUGCAUUGGUGUUCACAAUGAAGGGCUCAUUAUAUUGGUGUUCACAUUGAAGGGCUCAUUAUAUUGGUGUUCACAUUGAAGGGCUCAUUAUAUUGGUGUUCACAUUGAAGGGCUCAUUAUAUUGGUGUUCACAUUGAAGGGCUCAUUAUAUUGGUGUUCACAUUGAAGGGCUCAUUAUAUUGGUGUUCACAUUGAAGGGCUCAUUAUAUUGGUGUUCACAUUGAAGGGCUCAUUAUAUUGGUGUUCCUAUUGAAGGGCUCAUUAUAUUGGUGUUCAUUUUGAAGGGGUCAUUGAAGAUGAGUUUUUGAGUGGCUUCCCCUCCCGGUAGACGGCAGACACCAACAUAGCUGGCACACAGAGACAUAUUUAGAGAGUUUGGCCCAACUUUUAGAAUGAACGACAUGUUAGCACCUUAAUAUGCUGUAUGGUUUUGCUGGCAUCAACACGAUGGCACCAACACGGCUGGCACCAACACUUCUGGCACCAACACGGCUGGCACCAACACGGCUGGCACCAACACUUCUGGCACCAACACGAUGGCAUCAACACGAUGGCACCAACACGGCUGGCACCAACACGGCUGGCACCAACAGCACCAACACGAUGGCACCAACACGUCUGGCAGCAACAUGGCUGGCACCAACACGGCUGGCACCAACAUGGCUGGCACCAACAGCACCAACACGAUGGCACCAACACGUCUGGCACCAACACGGCUGGCACCAACACGGCUGGCACCAACACGGCUGGCUCAAACACGUCUGGCACCAACACGUCUGGCACCAACACGGCUAGCACCAACACGAUGGCACCAACACGGCUGGCACCAACACGGCUGGCACCAACAGCACCAACACGAUGGCACCAACACGUCUGGGACCAACACAGCUGGCACCAACAUGGCUGGCACCAACACGUCUGGCAGCAACAUGGCUGGCACCAACAGCACCAACACGAUGGCACCAACACGGCUGGCACCAACACGGCUGGCACCACAGAGCUCUGUAAAUACACCAUUCUGUCACAUCCCCAUGGAGCACCUGAAUUCAAGGACCUUAUAGAUGUUCAAUUAUAUUUGCCGAUGUUAUUUUUAUUUCGAACAGUUCGUCUUUGUUCGUUUCUUUGUAUUGUUCACUCCACUGAAUGUUCUUCUUCAAUCAGAGUAGCUAUGCCAGUUUUAUUUCAUGAAUCACUGAAAACUGUGAAUUUUACAAUAACAAAUAUUCUUAAAAAUAUUGUUAAAAAAAUGUUUGUUUUUUUCACUCAUUGUUCACCUAACUUUGGUAAUAUUAAAAGUUUUUAAGACUUUUUAAAAA
Molecule: messenger RNA, 2103 nt
Organism: Oncorhynchus masou masou (cherry salmon)
Lineage: Eukaryota; Metazoa; Chordata; Actinopteri; Salmoniformes; Salmonidae
Product: 11-beta-hydroxysteroid dehydrogenase type 2-like
Exons: 2
Coding region: 54-671 (205 amino acids)
Biological process (GO): glucocorticoid metabolic process
Cellular component (GO): intracellular membrane-bounded organelle
Molecular function (GO): 11-beta-hydroxysteroid dehydrogenase (NAD+) activity
Source: RefSeq, a predicted model, not a curated record